This is a messenger RNA of Linum trigynum, 3506 nucleotides long. The record is from the annotation of a GenBank genome assembly. NCBI's taxonomy places the organism in Eukaryota, Viridiplantae, Streptophyta, Magnoliopsida, Malpighiales, Linaceae.
UAUAAACUCAAUCUAACAAGUAUAUAAAAUUCGAGUGAAAUCUUAUUAACAGCCCAGAUUUGUAGUGUAGCGGAGAAGUCAUGCAGUUUUAGUUAGAAGGUUCAGGGUUCGAUUCUGAUAGACAGCAUUGCUUUUUAUAAUUUUAACAGUUUUUUUCCAGGUUAAUCCUCUAAUUUUUCUAUUUUGUCUAAUCCUCUAAUUUUUCUAUUUUGUCUUAUAAAUCCUGUAAUUUCAAAUAAAUUCAGUCAAGUUCUUAAACUUCUACAUUCAUAUUUUCAAAGAUUGUUUUUGGAUAUGUAAUUAAUUAAAUUUUAAAAACAAUAAUAUAAUCAUAAAUUCAUAUUCAAGGUAUAAAAAAAUUACAUGUUAAAAUGCAUGAUAAUUUUUGCUCACAGUAUAAACAUUUAUUUUGAGUAUAACAUACUAGCAAACUUUAAAUUAUUUAUAUUUUGAGUUUUUUCUAUUUUAAUUAAUAUGUGUCGUUAUUAUUUAUUUUUAUCUUUGGAUUUUCACAAUAAUUUACUAAAUAAAUCCGGCCCCCCCGAACUUUCAAUCCUGGCUCCGCCCCUGCUGCAUACGCAUGUCAAGUGGUUUCGCCCUGCCUUGGGCUCAUCAGGGAGACGGCAAUAGCCUCCGACCAGUUGUGCAUUCUCUUGCAACGAUCCCCUUCAUAUCCACAUCCUGACUCGGCCAUAAACGAUGCACAGGCAGACAACGCCUUAUCGCUAAUGUCGCCCCCUUUACCCCUCUCAUGGCAAGGCGACCAGAUGGCAGCGUUCUUCAGACGAUCAACACGGUCACGACAUUUCGGGUCGUGACAGUAUCCACCGCUUCAUGGAUAUCCAUAGGUUCACAAACAUUAGGCUCUCAUUUGGUUACACCCAAUGUUAAACGAGCAAUAGUUCAAACAAAGCACAACUUAGUUCGAGAUAUGAGCACGAUUGUCCGAAGGCAGCAACAAUGGCGAAGGGGCAGGAACAUUAGGCUCUCAUUUUGGUAACACCCAGUGUUAAACACAUGUUGUAUACACCACUAAUCAUUGCUCGUUCUCUGAAGUUUCUAACCCUUGGCAUUAGCCAGUAAGAGCCAUGUCAAACUCAGAGGCAAAGAAUCAUUAAUCCUAACUAGAUAGCGUGUUUCAGAAGAUUUCUCUUUUGGUUGCUACGUACAUGAGUUUUCAGGAAAACUUGUCGAAUAUAUUUUCAGAGGUGACAACUGCAACAUAAUCCUUCUGGACAUUUAUUAAUUAUAACAUGUUCACAGUUAUUGUUGAUGACAUGGACUAUACAUUUGAUGAUGAUCUCUCUCUCUCUCUGGGAAGCGAGAGAAACAGAGCAGCUGCUGCAAGUGAUCGGAUUGAGAGGAUCGAACCUACUCAAAAUAUCAUUCUUGUUGUGGUUCUUAUCGUUACCCCAUUGUAUUGAGGAUUGUCUUUGGAUUUGUUGGCUUUGUUCAUCAAUUAUGUAAUUGUUCCCUUUUUAUUAGGAUAUGUACACAGUAGUUAGAGUCGAUCUUUCAACUUGAUAGGCUCAAUUAUCCAUUCUAUUAUCAAUAUUUUUCAUUCUUAAAGUGUUUUUCCCUACGUUUUAUUGUAAAAAGUAAAAUUUACUUGUAUUUUUUUUGAACAACAUGUAAGAAUGGGUCGACCCGCCCCGCCCCGUCCCCGCGCGGGUUUUAGCCGCCCCGACCCGUAGUAGCGUGGGGCGGAGCAUGGGAAUUGAGGUACCCGCCCGUCCCGCCUCAUUGCCAUCACUAAGUACAACCAAUGAGUUAGUCUUCUUAUAGAUUCUAAAGUCAAGUAUUUUCAAUUUUCAACAAUAUCAAUGUUCAAAAGCAAAUAUUUUAAUUUAAUAGACUCGAUAUAUAGUAGCAAUUUACUGAAAUUUGUUGGCUUUACUCAUCCAUAAUUACAUUGUUUUCUUUUUGCGAAAAAAAACGCACUGUACCAGUUGAUCAUCCAAAUCCAAUAUAUUCUAACAUAAUGAUGUUACUAGUUUAACCAACUUUUCUUCUGCAGAGUAGUUUAACCAACUUGAUGAUAGUAAUUGUCUCAUAAAUGGUUCCAACGUUUUCUCCCAUUAGUUUCUAGCAACGAAAUUAGCUAAUAAUGGUUUUACCUAGAAUUGAUGUGCAUUAAUCACAAACUACGAACAACCAUUUGAUAGACGUCUCAGUUAUCACUGACAGAGAAAUUCUGUUAUCAGUUCCCGCGUAAAAUCAGUUAGCAGCUAGGUAAAUGACUUAUCAAACAAACGCGAUUAUCAUUAAAUUCAGUUUGGCUUAGUUGCACCGGGCUCUCUUAAUCCGCUCAUCGCCUUAAUUAAUUAUAAUCCAUCUUCUUCCUUCCUUUCCUUCAAUCAUCUCUACCGUCUGCAAUUUCAGCUCCCCGGCUAUUGCAAUCCUUCACCUGGAUUUGCAUUAGCCGCGGAGUUGUCAUCACCAACAACAAAGGAGCAAAAGCUUCAAAUUCGUCAAAUCAUGGAUCGCGAACACAACAAUGUCCCGCGCCCAACCAGCCACCAUCCCACGACCAGCGGUGACGACAACAGCAAUCGUCAACGCCAUCGUCAUGCCGUCACGAGCAGUGACGUGGAGGGUUCGGUCAUCAGCAGCUCCGCCGACUCUUCUUCCCCGCCCCGACCGCCGACCGCCGGCUGUGCAGUACCCGGCUACGACCCGAAUCGGAUCCCGUCCGGCGUGUUCGCGUCCAAGUCGGGGAACGGGAUCGAAUGGAGCACGGCGUCGAACGAGUCCCUGUUCAGCAUCUACAUGGGCAACAACAGCUUCUCCAGGGACCAAAUUGCAAUGAUGUAUAAAUCCGGGGAGCUCCCCAUGCUCGAUCAAGAUUAUUACGCCGCCCUUCCCCCAACGCCGGCGGCGGCGGCCAGGACAACGAACAACCAACCACCUUCUUCCCCCUCCGCCGCCACAUGGCAGCCUCCCAUGCCUCCUCCUGCCAAUGCCAAUCAGCCCAUCAACAAUAUCAAUAUCAUCAACAUUCACGUCCCAGCUAAUCCUCCGCCGAGUAACAAUAUCACCAUUAACGUCCCUCCGGAGGUACAGCUCCCUCCUCCUCCACCCGCCGCUGCCGCCGCCCCAGUUGCCAGCACGCAGUCAGCUGCCUGUUCCCUUAAUCGGAAUUCCACCUCCAGCAGCAGCAAUAAUCGGAACUCGACCAGCAGCACCAAAUCUUUCCAGUUCCCAAUAUUGCAGAACGAACAAAUGGGAAGAAACAGUACAAGGAAAGUGGAAGCAGAGCAGAAGGCUGCAGGGGAGAAGAAAGCAGCGGUGGCAGAGGAGCCAAAUGAAGUGGAGACUCGUCAGAAUGAAAAACAGGCGGAGGAGCAACAACAACAACAGCCGGAGCAGCCGGUGAAGACAACGACAGAAGAACCUCAAAGCACGACGUACUGUAAGGUCACGGCAGCGGCAAAGAGCUGGAUGUGUUGCUUGCCCUGUUUCUCCAGGUCCUCUUCAUCAUGAGUUCAUAAACUUCAAAUUUUAGU